AUGACGCAGCCAGGGGACAUGAAAGAAAAUGCUGUCGAUGAGAAGGCGAGUAAUCCUGAAUUGGAUACGGUUAACGCCAAUUAUACUGAAGCCGAGUACAAACGCGUUCUCUGGAAGGUUGACCUUGUUCUGCUGCCGUUCAUGUGGCUAUGCUCUGGUACUCAAGCAGCAGACAAGUCAUCCAUCUCUGCACAAGCAACCUUUGGAUUGCUACGUGAUACCAAUCUUGUUGGCCAGCAGUUUUCAUGGCUGACCACCGCGUUCUUUCUAUCCUAUCUCAUCGGCGAAGCUCCUUCAAAUUAUCUCAUGCAACGCUUUGGGGUGAAUAAGGUGCUGUUCAUCUAUAUGUUCCUCUGGGGUGUCAUCGUCUUGUGCCUUGCCUUUGCUCAGAACUUUGCCCAUCUUGUGGCAUUACGUUCCCUGCAGGGGUUUCUCGAGGGCAUCAUGGGCCCUGCUUUACUUAUUAUCACGGGGUCUUUCUAUGUCAGCCGUGAACAUACUCUACGAUCAAUUAUUUGGAGUACUUCAAGUAGCGGCAUGGAUAUAAUAACACAGCUGGGUAUAUAUGCUAUUGGCAACGCUGCUCAGAAGCAGAACCACAAUAGCAGCUUUGGCGCGUGGCGAUGGAUCAGCGUCUUCCUAGGGCUGUGGACGAUAAUAUUAUCGUUUUUUUCACUACUCAUUCUAGGCACACUUAGUGAAGUUCGAUGGCUAUCGAAGGACGAGAGACGCAUUGCAGCGGCGAGAGUCGCCAGUAACCAAACUGGGUCCGAUAGAGGUCAGAGGCGACCAUGGCGCUGGGACCAGGUCCUAGAGGCAAUGGAAGAUCCGCAAACCUACUUUUUCUUCUUCGGCUUACUUAUCAGUGGUAUACCUUCUAGCGGGACAGCAGCAUUUGGUAAUCUUGUUUAUGUCUCAUUUGGGUUUACCAACUUGGAGACUAUAGUCAAGGGCACUGUCCCUCUGGACCUUGUGAGCGCUGUCUGGUUCCUAUUCGUUGGAUUCUCAACAUUAAAGUGGCCCCAGACGAGAUUACCAUCUAAUAUAGCUGGUCGAACUAAGAGAUCUGUCAUCGGUAUUGUUAUGUUUGUUGGAUACUGUGUAGGUAGUGCGAUUGGCGCUCAAACUUUCCGGGCCGAGUGGGCGCCCAGAUAUAUCCCUGCAAUCAUUAUAUGCGGAAUCAUGUAUGGGGUGAUGUGCGCUCUUUUCAUCGCAUGGAGACUAUAUUACAUGGCGGAGAAUAAGAGACGGGCGAAAAAGAUUGCAGAAAUGAGAAUGACGCCGGAACAAUCAGCUCAUCAAGGAACAAUCAACGGCGAGGCUGACAUGACGGAUCGGCAGAAUAUUCAUUUCAAAUAUAGUGUGUAA
Messenger RNA from Trichoderma virens Gv29-8, 1368 nucleotides. RefSeq lists its product as uncharacterized. The record is from RefSeq and is a predicted model, not a curated record. Lineage: Eukaryota; Fungi; Ascomycota; Sordariomycetes; Hypocreales; Hypocreaceae. The transcript has 5 exons. The coding region runs from base 1 to 1368 and encodes 455 amino acids. Gene Ontology annotation, molecular function: transmembrane transporter activity. Gene Ontology annotation, biological process: transmembrane transport. Gene Ontology annotation, cellular component: membrane.